UAGUAACAGUCAGCACUAGACCAGCAGACUGAAAGCUUCUUGACAACUAGAAAAAUCUAUUUGUCUCUGUUUGAUUUUAGAAAAGACAAAGCAGAUUAGUUUGAAUUGGUUUGAAAUAGAAGACCUGUAGCAAGCAACUCAUUUUAUAGAGCUCAUAGCAAAUACAUUCCUCAAGUGUAGCAGUUAGCAGUGAUUCAUCUGCAAAAUGCAAGUUGUUCGUCAGUGUUCAGCGUGUGCCAGUCGUGCUGCUGGAGGAUUUCUGCGAAAUCAGACAGACAUUUCACUGCUGCCGAGCAGGAGAGGAGCAGUCUGCAGCCGUGACCUCAGCAGCUCUGAGAGUGGCCCCUUGAGCAGCAGGAAGUCUGGAGUCCAGAAGUCAGGGGAAUGGACAAAUGCUGCAAACAUGAGCAUUGCAUCCUUAAGUGUUGCCCGUGGACUUUUUACACAGCAAGUGGAAACACUCACUCACGACUCCCUGAUCAGAAGAGCAGUCUCAGUCGUCACAGACAGUUCGAGUACUUUCCUCUCCCAGACCACUUUGGCUCUCAUAGACGCCCUGACAGACUAUUCUAAGGCUGUGCACACACGUAUUGCUGUCCAGAGACGGUAUUUGGCCUCAGUGGGAAAACUGACCCCAUCAGAGGAGGACUUACUCAAGCAGGCGAUCAAUGACCUGCGUGCAGAGGUUACCUACAGACUAGAUGAAUGCAAACGUUUUGAGUCAUCCUGGAUCAAUGCUGUCAACUUGUGUGUAAUGGCAGCUGAGGCAGCGAACACCUCAGGAGCCGAACAGGCGUCUAUCACAGUGAGGACAAACAUUCAGGUGGCCCAGUCGCAGGUGGAGGAGGCACGCAGAGUGUCGGCAGAUGCAGAGAAGAAGUUGGCCGAGACUAAAGUAGAAGAGAUCCAAAGGAUGGCUGAAUACGCUGCCUCCUUUGAGGAUAGUGAGGAGCAUGAGGUGCAUGAAGCUUAUCUAAGAGAAGACUAAGGGAAAUAGAGAUAUUGUAAAACAGUAAGAGCCUGUCGAACAGAUUCGGCUUCCAAAGCUUUAACCGAAGUGUUAUUUCCAUAAUAUGUCAGUCUCGUUUAUGAGCCUGUGAGAUGAUUACAUGUUAAAUAAAGAAAAUC
Paralichthys olivaceus (Japanese flounder) is the source of this 1128-nucleotide messenger RNA. Its product is annotated as diablo IAP-binding mitochondrial protein-like. NCBI's taxonomy places the organism in Eukaryota, Metazoa, Chordata, Actinopteri, Pleuronectiformes, Paralichthyidae. Gene Ontology annotation, cellular component: mitochondrion. Gene Ontology annotation, biological process: intrinsic apoptotic signaling pathway in response to oxidative stress; neuron apoptotic process. The record is from RefSeq and is a predicted model, not a curated record.